AUGAAAACAUACACUGUUGAAGAAGUUGCUCAGCACAAUAAGGCCGACGAUAUCUGGAUCAUCAUCGAUGGCAAGGUGUUUGACGUAACCAAGUUUGUUAAUGAGCAUCCUGGUGGUAAAAAGGUGCUUGUCAAGAUGGCAGGCAAGGACGCUUCCAAGAAAUUCAAGCAAUUCCACAACGCUGCUAUCAUGCAAAAAGUCGGCCUACCCAUGCAAAUUGGUGUUGUUGCUGGUGCUGCUGAAGCUGCUGGUGCUGCACCUGCUGCUGCACCUGCACCUAAAAAGACGACUCCCGCUGCUACCCUUACUCACCCACAACAACUCGUGAUGGCUGAUGAAGCCCGCUUUGGUGAAGGUAUCCCCUAUGGUGAUCCUACUUGGUACCAAGAAUGGAACAGCCCUUAUUACAAGGAAUCGCAUAUCCGUUUGAGAAAGAUCGUACGUGAAUUUGUCGACAAGGAAUUGAUGCCCUACACACACGAAUGGAGUGAAGCAAAGGCUAUCCCACGUGAAGUUGUAAAAAAGGUUGGCCAAAUGGGUUUGUUGGCUGCCGCUUGUGGUGCUGGUACCAAUCCACAAAUCGCUGGCAACAAGGCUCUUAACCCAUACGGCUUGCCUGGUGUCAAACCUGAGGAAUUUGAUAUCUUCCACGAAUUCAUUUGUAUCGAUGAAUUGUCGAGAACCGGUGCUGGUACCAUCAUUUGGGGUCUUCAAGGUGGUUUGUCCAUUGCAUUGCCACCCGUCAUGAACUUUGCACGUGAUGAAGUCCGCAACAAGGUUGUUCCUGGUUGUCUUUCAGGCGAAAAGUUCAUCGCUCUUGCUAUUACAGAGCCCUCGGCCGGUUCAGACGUACAAAGCCUUGUUACCGAAGCCAAGGAUAUGGGCGACUAUUACUUGUUGAACGGCGAAAAGAAGUGGAUUACUCAAGGUGCAUACGCUGAUUAUUACACUGUUGCUUGCCGUACUGGUGGACCUGGUAUGGGUGGCAUUUCGUUGCUUCUUGUUGAGCGUGAAUUCCCUGGUGUCAGUGCACGUCAAAUGGAUGUUUCGGGUAUGUGGGGUUCUGGUACAUCCUAUAUCACCUUUGAAGAUGUCAAGGUUCCCAAGACUCAUUUGAUUGGUGAAGUCAACAAGGGCUUCAAGUACAUUAUGCACAACUUUAAUCACGAGCGUCUUGGUAUCGUCAUGCAAGCCAAUCGUUAUGCACGUGCAUGUAUCGAAGAGGCCUUUGCUUAUGCCCUCAAGCGCAAGACUUUUGGUGUACGUUUGAUUGAUCACCCCGUUAUCCGUAAUAAGUUUGGCCACAUGAUUCGUCAAGUGGAAGCUACCCAUGCUUGGCUCGAAAGUAUUCUCUAUCAAGUCAAGACAUUGCCUGCUGAAACACAACCAGCACGCCUUGGUGGUCCUGUUGCCUUGCUCAAGGCACAAGCAACUCAAACUUUUGAAUACUGUGCUCGUGAAGCGGGUCAAGUCUUUGGUGGUCUUGCAUAUACCCGUGGUGGCCAAGCUGAACGUGUUGAGAGAGGUACUAGAGAAGUUCGCGCUUUCACCGUGCCAGGUGGUUCUGAGGAAAUCAUGCUUGAUUUGGGUGUUCGUCAAGCAUUGAAGAAUUAUGAAAAGAAGAACAAGUUGUAA
Lichtheimia ornata is the source of this 1635-nucleotide messenger RNA. RefSeq lists its product as uncharacterized. The record is from RefSeq and is a predicted model, not a curated record. The transcript has 3 exons. Bases 1 to 1635 code for a protein of 544 amino acids. Gene Ontology annotation, molecular function: acyl-CoA dehydrogenase activity; flavin adenine dinucleotide binding; heme binding. Lineage: Eukaryota; Fungi; Mucoromycota; Mucoromycetes; Mucorales; Lichtheimiaceae.